AUGGCGCGCCUGGAGCUCGCUGUCUUAGGCCUCACCUGCUGCCUGGCGGUGGUGAGCGCGGCCAAGCUGGGCGCGGUGUACACGGAGGGCGGCUUCGUGGAGGGCGUCAACAAGAAGCUGGGCCUCUUCGGCGACUAUGUGGACGUCUUCAAGGGCAUCCCCUUCGCCGCCCCCCCCAAGGCCCUGGAGAACCCCCAGCGACACCCCGGCUGGCAAGGGACCCUGAAGGCCAAGAACUUCAAGAAGCGCUGCCUGCAAGCCACCAUCAGCCAGGACGACACCUACGGGUCGGAGGACUGCCUCUACCUCAACAUCUGGGUCCCCCAGGGCAAGAAGGAAGUUUCCCGGAACCUGCCUGUCAUGAUCUGGAUCUAUGGAGGAGCCUUCCUCAUGGGGUCCGGCCAAGGGGCCAACUUCCUCAAAAACUACCUGUACGACGGGGAAGAGAUCGCCACACGGGGCAACGUCAUCGUGGUCACCUUCAACUACCGCGUGGGGCCUCUGGGCUUCCUCAGCACUGGGGACCCCAACCUGCCAGGUAACUACGGCCUUCGGGACCAGCACAUGGCCAUCGCCUGGGUGAAGAGAAAUAUUGCGGCCUUCGGGGGGGACCCCAACAACAUCACCAUCUUUGGGGAAUCAGCCGGAGGUGCCAGCGUCUCUCUGCAGACCCUCUCUCCCUACAACAAGGGCCUCAUCCGGCGAGCCAUCAGCCAGAGCGGCGUGGCACUGAGCUCCUGGUCCAUCCAGAAGAACCCUCUGUCCUGGGCCAAACAGAUCGCCAAAAAGGUGGGCUGCCCCCUGGACGAUACUGCCAGGAUGGCCAAGUGUCUGAAGAUUACCGACACCCGUGCCCUGACCCUGGCCUAUAAGAUGCCACUGGCAGGCCUGGAGCACCCCAUGGUGAACUAUCUGGGCUUCGUCCCUGUCGUUGACGGAGACUUCAUCCCCGACGACCCCAUGAACCUGUUUGCCAACGCGGCCGACAUCGACUACAUCGCUGGCACCAACAGCAUGGAUGGUCACAUCUUUGCCAGUGUUGAUAUGCCGGCCAUCGACAAGGACAAGCAGGAUGUCACGGAGGAGGACUUCUUCAAGCUGAUCAGAGGGCUCACCAUCAUCAAGGGGCUCAGGGGUGCCAACACCACCUUUGACAUGUACACUGCGUCCUGGGCCCAAGACUCAUCCCAGGAGACCAAGAAGAAGACGGUAGUGGAGUUUGAGACUGAUGUCCUCUUCCUCAUGCCCACGGAGAUGGCCCUGGCUCAGCACAAAGCCAAAGCCAAGAGUGCCAAGACCUACGCCUACCUGUUCUCCCACCCCUCUCGGAUGCCCAUCUACCCCAGCUGGGUAGGGGCCGACCACGCCGACGACCUCCAGUACAUCUUUGGGAAGCCCUUCGCCACGCCCCUGGGCUACCGGGCCCAAGACAGAACUGUCUCCCAGGCCAUGAUCGCCUACUGGACCAACUUUGCCAGAACUGGGGACCCCAACACGGGCCACUCAGCUGUGCCCACGCAAUGGGAUCCCUACACCGAGGAAAAUGGCAACUACCUGGAGAUUAACAAGAUGAUGGAUGGCACGUCCAUGAAACAGCACCUCAGGAGCAACUACUUGCGCUACUGGACCCAGACCUACCAGACACUGCCCACAGUGGUGGGAGAUGAGGCUGCCCCCAUGCCCCCCACAGACGACUCUGAGCCCACCCCUGUGCCCCCAACGGCCGACUCUGAGCCCACCCCUGUGCCUCCCACAGACGACUCUGAGGCUGCCCCUGAGCCCCCCGCUGGUGACUCUGAGGGGGCUCAGAUGCCUGCAGCCAUCGGCUUCUAAUGUCCUUGGCCCCAAGAGUCCACAGGGUGG
Messenger RNA from Miniopterus natalensis, 1863 nucleotides. It is a transcript of the gene CEL, whose product is annotated as carboxyl ester lipase. Lineage: Eukaryota; Metazoa; Chordata; Mammalia; Chiroptera; Miniopteridae. The record is from RefSeq and is a predicted model, not a curated record.